Messenger RNA from Amphibalanus amphitrite, 1510 nucleotides. RefSeq names its product serine-aspartate repeat-containing protein F-like. Lineage: Eukaryota; Metazoa; Arthropoda; Thecostraca; Balanomorpha; Balanidae. The transcript has 2 exons. The record is from RefSeq and is a predicted model, not a curated record. Bases 58 to 1437 code for a protein of 459 amino acids.
GACGCGGUGUGACGGGACGCAGAGUGGGACCCUCUCCGAGCCGACACCGGCGCCAGAAUGACUCCUCUGGCCCUCCUCUGUCUCCUCCUGACCCUGGGCUCGGGGACGGCCCGUCCGGACGGACGACUGCUGUAUGCCGCCACCUCCGGCCCCGCGGCAGCUGCCCCCUCUCUGGAGCAGGCGGCAGACACCGCGGGCCCCUCCGGCCCCGUGGGAGCUGCCCCCUCUCUGGAGCAGACGGCAGACACGGCGGGCUCCUCCGCCGCGCGCGGGGCACACACCGACACCGGUCUGACACCGGAUGGAGGUCGGCCGGCAGCGGCUUCAGAGUCUCCGGCGGGUGAGGCAGACGACGACCGAGGCUCGGCUGCCCCGCGGCAGGGUCAGGACUCGGGCGAGCUCGGCGCUGACGCGUCCGGCGCUGACAGCGGUGAGGACGGCGGUGUGGACCCGCUGAGCGGGGGAGCGGCGGCCGCAGGGAGCCAGGGUGACUUGGUGGACGACAUGGGCCGACAGGAGGACGGCGGAGUGGAGGGUGAGCAAAUGGACGAUAGCGAAGGUGACGGUGCUGACGGAGGUGACGACUAUGACGCUGGUGGUGACGAAGACCACAAGGCCGGCAGUGAAAACGAUACUGAUGAUGGUGAUGACGAUGACGACGACGAUGGCAAUGAUGCUGCCGAUGAUGAUCAAGACGACGAUGAUGAGUUUGAUGAAGAUGAUGAUUCUGAGGAUUAUGAUGAAGAGGAGGAAAAGGAGGAUGAGGGUGAUGAUGAAGAUGAUGAGGAUGAAGAGCAGGAGGAGGAUGAGGACGAUUAUGAGGAUAAGGAUGAGGAUGAUGAGGAGGAUGAGGAUGAGGAUGAUGAGGAUGAGGAUGACGAGGAGGAAGAAGAUGACGGUGAGGAGGAUUAUGAGGAUGAGGAUGAUGAGGAUGAUGAAGAUGAUGAUAACGAGGAGGAGGAAGAUGGCGAUGAUAGUGAGGAUGAGGAUGAGAAGAAUGAGGACGAUGACAAUGAGGAUGAAGAUGAGGAUGAAGAUGAGGAUGAGGAUGAUGAGGAUGAUGAGGAAGAUAAUGAUGACGAUAACGGUGAUGCCAUUGCAAAAACUGAAGAUGAUAAAGACUCCGUCAACGACGACAACAAAAUCGAGGGUGAUCAGAAGGACAAUGGACAAGAGACCGUCGAUGGCGAUCAGUUGAGCGGUGAAGUCGAGGAGGGUGGACACGGGGACGACCAGGACGGGCUGACGUCAAGUGCGGAGGGAGCCGCCUCUGCUGAAGCCACCGAGGGAGCGGCGCAGCCGGCGGCCCCGGAGAGCGGAUCCGCGCCGCCUCAGCCGCCCUCUGAUGCUGCUGCUGCUGAGGUGACAGACGACGAGAGCGGUGUCGCCAGUGACGCCAGUGAUAGUGAUCAGGACACCAACAGUGACUCGCGAUGAAUUUUACCAGUACCAUGCUGCUCUAUCGUCUGUUUUUCUUUCUAUUUUUGAAUAAGGACUCUUCUGAAGGCUG